AUUAGUUUAGAGACUCUCUGAUGAGCUGAGAGCAAAUCGAGAGAGAGAGAGCAUCAAAAAUGGAUAUACACUUACCAGAAGAAUGUUGGGAAUUGAUCUGUAAAGCUAUGGAAGAAGAUGACUAUCGAUUCCUGGAAUCAGUUUCAGUGGUAUCAACCUUGUUACUCUCCAUCACAAAUCGCGUCCGCUCUACUUUCGUCAUCACCGAUCGAACUCUUCCUUCACUCGACCGUCACCUCCUUCGUUUCCGUAACUUGAAGCGUAUCAAAUUCUUCGAUUUCAAUCACGAUCUCAAUUCGACUCUUCUCCAAGUUUCCCGUUCCGGUUUAGAUCUCGAAUCAGUCGACGUCUCGCAGAUGCGUUGUUUCCCAGAUUUCGAGUCAAAAUCGAUGACGAUGAUGAAGGAAUUGAAAUGUUCCGGAGUUGGGGGUUUUCAAGAUAGCAAUCUAGUUUCCAUCGGAGCGAGUUUCCCGUUCCUGGAGAAGCUCGACAUAAGCUACCCAAAUUCGAUUCCCAGCAAAGUCUCUGAUUCUGGGGUUAUCAGUCUUUCCUCAAAUCUCAAAGGUUUGUUGAAGAUUAAUAUCUCCGGUAACAGUUUCAUCACUGAUAAAUCUUUGAUAGCUCUCUCUCGUAACUGUCUUCUCUUGAGAGAAAUCAUCUUCCGUGACUGUGAUUUCAUUUCGUCUGAAUCCAUCAAGUUCCUUUUACACAAUUCCAAAAACUUAGAGUCUCUUGCUAUCAAUGGAAUCGGGUUGAGGCCUAGGGAGUCUCUCCCAAGCGAUGCUUUCAGAUUUGCUCGUCGUUUGAUUGACCUUGAUCUCUCCGAUUCGUUUUUAUUCGAUGAGUUGCUCUGUUUCGUUGCUGAUGCGAAGUUACCUUUAAAGAAGCUUCUUCUCUCCAAUUGUCAAGGUUUUACUUUUGAUGGGGUAUGUUACUUGCUUUCCAAGUACCAAACACUUCUUCACUUGAACCUUAAUGGAGCUAAUUUCCUCUCUGAUGAUAUGAUUAUGAAACUAGCGUUGUUCUUCCCGCGUUUAACCUUUGUGAACAUUAGUUUCUGUUCUAAGUUGACUGGUUUAUCAUUCUUUACCGUUAUUGAAAGAUGUGUUUCCCUGAGGUGUAUGAUUAUGGAAGGGACGAAUUUUGGAUUGGAAGACUAUGAUGAUGACAAGGAACUGGAUGAUGUCAAGUCAAGGAUCAAGUUCUUGUACCUAUCUAGAAACCACAACUUGCGUGAUGAGUGUCUCGAGAAGAUAUCACGUUACUGCCCUUUUAUAGAAAGUCUUGACGUCGCGCAAUGUCCUGGCAUUACUAGAGAUGGGAUUCUUCAUGUUUGGAGGAACUGUGGCGACCUAAGAUCUUUGGAUAUCAGUAGAUGCACUGGGAUAAGGAGUCUUGGUGUAGUAGUAGACUUUGAGCUUCCAAAGUUGGAGUCUUUGCGAGCAUGUGGAACUUGGAUCGACGACCAAGCCUUGGAUAUGAUCAGCAAAAGAUGUAGAGGGUUGUUGCAUCUUGAUCUUCAAGGAUGCUUGAAUGUGAGUUCGAAAGGGGUGAGGGAAGUUGUGCAGAGAUGCAUACGUUUAAGAGAGAUUAACCUCAAGUAUUGUGAAGCUGAUGAUGGAAUUUUCACUUGGAUGGUUUUUGCUAAUCCAUCUCUUAGGAAGAUCGUACCGCCAUGUGGUUUCUCUCCAACUGAAAAACUUCAGAACUUCUUGCUCCGUCAUGGAUGUGUAAUCUCCCACGAUUCUUCUGAGUUGCUUUCUUUAGAAUACCGUGCCAAUGGAAGAGAUGAUGACACACUGACUAGACUGAUUAUUUGAGCUGAUUAAGUCUUCACUCUAGAAAGACCAUUUAAAACAUCCAUUGCAUGCGUCACACUGCAUAUGUAAUCUGGAUGAUUUUUUAGUGCGUUUCGUGAAGAGCUACUCAACCACUUAACUUUUUCAUCCGGGCUCCGCUUAUACUUGCAGCUCUGCUUUGCUUCCCGUCAUCCUUUGGUUUCUGCUCUACUAGUUGUUUCUUCUUGGGUCUUCCAGCUUUCCUCCGUUUUUCUUCCUUUGGAAGCUCUGUUAUUGCAACUCUGCUCUGUGUUUCAUCCUAGAAUAAUGCACAAAGUAUCAGCUUAACAACAGACCAAUGCCAUAUUUCUUAAUGGUAACAACAAAUCUAACAUAACAAGCCAGUUUUUAUA
Messenger RNA from Camelina sativa (false flax), 2191 nucleotides. RefSeq names its product F-box/LRR-repeat protein 16-like. Lineage: Eukaryota; Viridiplantae; Streptophyta; Magnoliopsida; Brassicales; Brassicaceae. The record is from RefSeq and is a predicted model, not a curated record. Gene Ontology annotation, cellular component: cytoplasm.